Molecule: messenger RNA, 4606 nt
Organism: Eufriesea mexicana
Lineage: Eukaryota; Metazoa; Arthropoda; Insecta; Hymenoptera; Apidae
Product: dual specificity protein phosphatase 15
Exons: 8
Coding region: 708-1760 (350 amino acids)
Biological process (GO): signal transduction; protein dephosphorylation
Cellular component (GO): cytosol
Molecular function (GO): protein tyrosine phosphatase activity
Source: RefSeq, a predicted model, not a curated record
GCACGCGCCUUACUUUCCCCCUCUUCUCCGUCUUUAUCCCCACCUUUAUCCUUCUCCCUCUCGGUGGCGAGUGCCCCUAGAUUCUGGCAACGCUUCUCGCAACUGAGACAACGGGACAGUUUUCAUACGGCGCACCCUCCUGCCAAUCGAGUCGAAUACCAAAUAGUACGGAUACCGAGCCUAUGUGUUACGCGGUCGCGUAUCUAUCCACUAGAUCGGCUACUUCGCUGCUUGCUACGUGUGCGUAUACAACCGUGUUAAUUAGCAAAGGUGCCUUUACGUGAAAGUGUCGACAGUGAAAAGAGUAUCGCAAGAGGGAACAUGCUGGCGCGAGUAUACCGCAUUAUGAGUACCACGUUCGACGACUUCCAAGGUUUCAAUUAAACGACGUAAUCAAGUCAAUCAGAACUCGUAACAGCUUGGAGAAUCCAUCUUCAACGAUGAUGCUGAAGGAGGGACGCGACGACGGCGGCCACGAACGAAAUUGUUGUCCAACAAUAAGAUCAUCGGGGAGCGAGCUCGAGAGACGAAAGAUAAGAGAAGAUCGUCGAAUCGUCCCAGGCGUGUCGACCGAUUGAAUCGAUAGCUUUCUUUCUUCUUUUUGUUACUAUUUUCUUUUUUUUUUUUCUUCUUUUCAUCUUGUCGCGAACAUACGAUUGCGUCUGUGCCCCGAGGGAAUUCCGCGCGCAAUAACGUAAAUUGGCACCAUGGGGAAUGGCAUGAAUAAGGUUCUUCCCGGGCUUUACAUCGGGAAUUAUCACGACAGCAAAGAUGCAGAUCAAUUGGAACGAUUUGAGAUCACGCACAUUCUGGCGAUCCACGACACGGCUCGUCGAUUGCAUUCCGACAAACAUUACCUAUGCAUAUUGGCGGCGGACAGCCCGGACCAGAAUCUCUCUCAGUAUUUCUCCUUGUGUAAUGAUUUUAUUCACGCUGCACGCCUACGCGGUGGAAACGUCCUGAUACACUGCUUAGCCGGUAUGUCGAGAAGCGUCACAGUAGCAGUGGCCUAUAUUAUGAGUACUACCAAUCUUUCAUGGAAAGAGGCACUUAAAGUUGUCAGAGUAGGUCGUUCCAUCGCCAAUCCAAACGUCGGUUUUCAGCAACAGCUGAAAGAUUUCGAAUCCAGUCGAUUACACGAGGAACGACGUAGGUUGAAAGAGCGAUUUCCAAGCUUGGCGCUCACGGAAUCCGAUGCAGAAGUAUGUCGUACUACUUUAAGAAAUUACGAAACCAUGGCAUUGGCACGAGAAGUGUGCGAGGGAAAAUGUGCCAUGGGCCGUCCUUGUCCGACUGGACUAUGUAGGCAACCUUCCAAAAGGAGCCCGAGAAGAAAACCAUCGACGGGCAGUACCAGCAGCUUAAACACUGGUAGAACACCACCACAAACACCGAGAAUGCUACCAUCCGCGCCACCUUCACCCGCCAUGCACCGAUCAGCCAGCGUGCUCUCGACAUCGAGACCAAGGAGUGGUCCUGCUGGUUUACAUUAUUAUACCGGUGGAUCUGCGCCUCCUUCCAGAGCGGUGUCCAGGGUCGACCUGUCCGCUGCAGUGGCAUGCAGCAGUAGCAGCACGAGUCUAACAUCGAUUGGCAGAUCAGGCAUGUCCAGUAGUAAUUGGCGAUUGGCAGCUGGAUCUGCGCCGAAUACCCCGAGGCCGACACCGCCAGUUUCACCGCAACGUUGGCCAAGACGAGCUUCUACUCGACAAACACCCCCUUUGCCAAUCUCGCCGGAAACUCCUUCGACAACGACGUAGCACUUGCGGAACAUUGCUUCGUUCUCGACUCUGCGCGAGUAACCUCAAGUAAUCUCGAGUAAUCUCGACGUCUCCUUCUCGAUGUCUCUUCACCCAACGACAUCGCUGCUGCCUACGAUCAUUGCUGAUCACUGUCACGAUGCUAGCGUGUCGGCGAAAGCCCGGCUUUUCGCUGCGAUAAGGAAAAGGAAACGUCGAGAAACAUAUGGGGAAUAAGCGAAGAGCGAGAAGGAAUUUCUAAUAACGAAGCAAACUGUACUUAAGUUUCUUGAAACGAUGCCUGACAGUGCAAGUUCUUGUAAAACAGUCUUUCAGUAAAUCGUUUUCAUCGAGCUGCACCGCCACAAGGAUGUAAAGAUGUUUUGGACGAUUAUUCUGAAACGCAUGAAGUCAAGCCGUUUCUAUAUUACCAGUUGACCAGCGUGGAGACUAACGAAACGCUUUGUUAUGAAUAAUUCACGGUUGAAAGUUCGAGGAUACUUGUCUAUUGAUUGUAUAAAAAGGCUAGCAAGGGAAGUUAUGCCAGCUAAUACAGCGAAACGUUCGCAACGUCGCACGUCUGAAAGUUAAUUAAACGUCAUGAGCGAAAUCGCACAAGAUAUAUACUCUUUCCGUUCGGAGCGAACGUGUGAGAAAUUUGCGAAAUUUCAUACGCGAACAAAGCCGACACGUACGGACGGAAAUUAUUUCGAAACGCGUUUGCUCGCGCGUGCGAAAGAAAUCGCGUGCCGAAUAUUUAAACGUCGACUGCGAAUGUUAACCGAUGCGAUAAUAAUUUCGAACAGCGCGUAAUGGCGAUCAUCGACAAUCUUGCGUACGAUUCUAGAACUCUUGUUAAUUUUUUUAUCGCGUAUAAUGAAAGUUAUCGUUUACGACGAACGUCGAAACUGCGAAAAGUAAUCGAUCAAUCGAGCUAUUCUAAUGGAUACUUCGCUGAGGGAAAUUCGUAAAGGAGAAUUUACUCGUAGUGAUAACUAUCGAUCACUUUCCCAACCGUUACUAUUGAAGGUAAAAUGAAAAAAGAAAAAAGAAAAAAAAAAAAAAUGACGUAGAAUUCGCUGUUAGAAGCGCAGAAAAUCGUUGCAUCCGAGAGAAAUGCAUUUAAUUCGCGUACUCGUUACGCGUGUAACUUAAUCCCAUCAGCAAAUUCACAUCGAUCGAAUGUUACAUCGGCCGUCACUGUCUCUUUUAAUUCAUUUUAGCUGUUAAAUCAACGAUUAAUACCGUACGAUUUUGGUACAAUGCAUUCUCGAUUGCUGAACGCGGCGAACCGCUUUGAAUCAUUAAAUAUUUCUCUUCAUCGAAUCAGAGCUUGAUCGCCAUGUUUGAUGUUUGCGUUCAGGACAUCUAGAGAUGUAAUUUACGAGAAUACAAAGUAACUAUAACCGGCCGUUUUGUGAAUGCACGAAGAACGAAGUUGCAUCGUUGACAACGAGAUUAAUGUUAGAAAAAAAAAGGGUGUGGGGGGAGGGGGAAAGAAGAAUUAUAAUUAUUCUCGAUUACCCGAACAAAACACAAGUGAAAGCGAGAAGAACGCGAGCCGUUGUUCCUCGAAUCGUUCCAUUGAGUUUGUUCGCAACCGUCCAUUGCAGUUGUUGGAUUUGUAGCGGAAACCACGCUGUUUAGCGCAAGUUGUUAAUCCAAAGGAAAGCAUAUACAUAUAUACCCGCAUACACAUAUAUUUAAAAACGACGUGUCGAUGAAAGUAUUUUAUGCACACUAUCCAUUAACAGGUUGAAGAUAAGUCCCUUCUGAUCGCUGAUAAAAAGGCAACAAUCAUGUGACGAUUCCGAAUUUUUUUCAUUCUUCGACAUUUGUUUUGUCGCACAAUUUUAUUCGUAGCACGCUGGAUUCGGAGCACAUUGUAAUAUACUUUUCUAAGGUGCAAACGAAAGAGGUGGAAAUAUCGUGCAACGUCAACAUGUUGGAAGCGUCUUAUUUUCAGACGAAUCUUCAUCGUGUGCAUAAAAUUACGCUUGUCAUCGUACACCUUGUAUGCAUAUACACUUUGUAGACAUACGUUGUUGCAAAAGGAUUUCAGAAAAUUUUAUAACUUGUUGGCAAUGGUGAUUAUUAUGCGACUAUGUCGUAGAUUAGAUAGACAAGUUGUUAUUCUUUCGUGCACCGACGUACGAUUCGCGCGACGUGAGCGAGAAGAAAGCAAAAUUUCGCAAGCGGAUCUCCGAUAUCAUCCCUCCUAUCAUCGAAGCACACUUUCCUCCAUUCGCGUGAUAGAAACAUUUAUUUUUUUAGAAUCACUCGACUUAUCAUAGACCUAAAAAAGAAAAAAAGAAAAAAGAAAAAGACAAAAAAGAAAAAUCAAUUUUAGAGGAUAGAUAUAAAGCGCGCAAUUAAAGAAUAUAAAAGGCGCUCGUUUCAUUCAACUUUUUAGCGUUGUUCAAUGAGGAAAGUGAUUUUAACAAUUUCACUGUGAAUUAUUCGAUUAAAUCUGUUAAAAUCAUUCUCCGAGUAAGCUGUACUCCUUUGAAUAAUCUGAUCAUCGGUGCCCGAAGUGAUAGAAAUUAAACAAUCAUUUCCGCCGCAGUUGCAUACUUAUUGUUUAUUACCGUUAAUUGUUGCAUUAAGUAGGGACUGCAUAUUACUAGAUAGCAAUAACGUAGACGAAUCUUGAUGAUUCGAAAUAUACUCUAGUGACCGAGAUGAACCCUUACAGUUUCGUUGAUACCAGCUAUAGUUUUGGUCAGUUCAAAGGAGUAGAGAUAUGAUAAUGUUAAAAAUUCACAAGAUAUUUUUUAUAAACUUAUUGUUUUCAAGGUUUUGCUCGAUAUCAACAUAUCGCUGUUAUAUUAAUUAAAUAUAUAUACAUAUAUACACCGGUACACAUA